AUGUUGGCGACAGCAGUGGCCAUUGCUCUGUUUCUGUGCCUGCUGGUGGUUGUGGGCAAAGCAGGAAAGGCUGGAGUCACCAGAGACGACCUUGGUGCACUGCACAUCAACACCACAGAUCCCAUCAACGAGCCUGUGCUUGUGAACGGGGUGGAUGUGCACAGGGAACUAUCGACACUGCUAAGCGUGGAUGAGGUGCACACGAGCAGCUUGGAAGCGCAGAAGGGCGUGAACGAUGCUUUGGUGAGCACUGUGAGCACACAGGCGAGCACGUUGGAAGCACAGCAGAGCGUGGAUCAAGUCCUGAUGAGCCGCAUCGAAUCGCAGACGAACGUGAACGACGCGCAAGCAUACAUGUUGGACGCUCACAAGAGCAGGCUGGACGCACAACAGAGCAUGAAUGAAGCACUGGCCAGCUCGUUGGCCGCUCAAUCGAGCAUGUUGGAAGCACAGCAAAUCAUGAACGAAGCACUCGAGCGCAAACUCAGGCAGCAGGAGCGACAACUGUGCCCACUGCUCAACCCGCCUUCAACGGACAUCACCACCCUCGCCAACAUCGGGAGCGGAACCGAAAAAUGGCGCGGAGGGGUGUUGGGUGGCAGCAACCUUAUCUACGGCAUUCCAUACCAUGCCACAUCCGUCCUCAUCAUCGACCCAGCUACCAACACUGUGGACACAACCACCCUCUCAGGCCUCAGUUCCUUCGGAAGCAAAUGGGGAGGCGGCGUCCUCGCAAACGAGCUCAUCUUCGGCUUUCCACAUCACGCUUCUUCUGUCCUUGUGAUCGAUCCGCUUUCAAACACGUUGGAGUUCAUCGGUGGCGUGCCUACUGGCGGGGACAAGUGGAUCAGCGGCGUGGCAGCAGACAACGGCCUUAUCUACGGCAUUCCUUGGCGUGCAGGCUCUGUGCUCAUCAUCGACCCUGUCGCUCGUGUCGUUGACACCACAACCAUGACUGGAUUUGGAGACGAAGUUGACAAGUGGUAUGGCGGCGUACAAGCAGACAACGGUCUCAUUUAUUGCGGGCCAGACAACGCGGAAGCGGUCCUGAUCAUCGAUCCAGUCACCAACACAGCCGACAUCACGUCCAUUUCCGGCUUGUACGGGAGUUUGAAGUGGCAUGGCACUGUGCUGGCCAAGAAUGGCCUCAUUUACGGCAUCCCAGUGAGCGCCACAUCCGUCCUCAUCAUCGACCCAGCCACCAACACAGCUGACACGACGUCCAUCUCCAGGGUCCCGAGCGGUGGUGACAAGUGGCGCGGCGGUGUUCUGGCGCCAAAUGGGCGGAUCAUUGGCAUCCCCUACUCUUCCACUUCCGUGCUCAUCAUUGACCCUGUCGCCAACACAACAGACACCACAUCAUUGCCGAUUCCAAGUGGCAGUCGCAAGUGGUGGGAUGGGGUGCUUGCAGACAACGGCCUGGUCUAUGGCAUACCGCACGACUCUCAAACCAACAAUGGCCUCGUUUACGGCAUUCCACGCAACGCAGACGCUGUGCUGGCCAUUGACCCAAGCUGCUGA
Messenger RNA from Salpingoeca rosetta, 1521 nucleotides. RefSeq lists its product as uncharacterized. The record is from RefSeq and is a predicted model, not a curated record. Bases 1 to 1521 code for a protein of 506 amino acids. NCBI's taxonomy places the organism in Eukaryota, Choanoflagellata, Craspedida, Salpingoecidae. The transcript is spliced from 2 exons.